Messenger RNA from Rubroshorea leprosula, 888 nucleotides. NCBI's taxonomy places the organism in Eukaryota, Viridiplantae, Streptophyta, Magnoliopsida, Malvales, Dipterocarpaceae. The record is from the annotation of a GenBank genome assembly.
AUUGCCAAAUUCUGCUGUUAAAUGGAAAAUAUAAGUAAACAUACCUUGAAACUCAAUGCUAACAGACCCUCAACAACCUUCCCUCCAAAAUCCCUCUCCAUCUCCUCCUCCACCACCGCCACACGAAACUGCUGCAUUCCCAAUCUUUUUUUUCUUUUUUUUUUUGGUACACCCAAUCUAUCCCAUUUGCUUUUCAUUUUUAUAUACUUUUUGGUACUCUGGUAUAGUUAGGGACGAAAUUAAAAAUAUUCAAAAUGUCGGGAUUUGAAGACGAACAGCUCAAUCAAUUAAAGGACAUAUUCGCAAAAUUCGACUUGGAUUCCGACGGCAGCCUCACCAUUCUAGAGCUCGCCGCGCUCUUGAGAUCGUUAGGUCUCAAGCCUUGUGGCGACGACGUUCAUGUCCUAUUGGCUACCAUGGACAUGAACAGCAACGGCUUCGUGGAAUUCGAUGAACUCGUGAAUGCAAUUGUUGAUUUGCCUGAAUUGAAGGAAGAAAUUCUGGUAAAUCAGGAGCAUCUCGCAGCGGCUUUCAAUUUGUUUGAUCGAAACGGCAAUGACUACAUUACCGCCGCCGAGCUGGCAGGUGCAAUGUCGAAGAUGAGACAGCCGUUGACGUACAAGGAGCUGACGGAGAUGAUCAAGGAGCCUGAUAGCAACGGUGACGAUAUGAUUAGCUUCGACGAGUUUGCGUCGGUGAUGGCAAAAUGGGCCUCGGAGUACCUAAGCCCUGCUCUGUCGUUGUGACCCAAGAUUGAGGGUAAUUAAUUUAAAUUUUAAAAAAAAUGAUUGAAUAAUAUAUAUUUUUUUUUUGCAUCUUUAUUUAUAUAUCCUUGCAUCUUUUUUAAUUAUUUGUUUUUUUUCUCUCUAUUAAAUCUGUGACAUUAUG